This is a messenger RNA of Hevea brasiliensis (rubber tree), 4375 nucleotides long. RefSeq names its product cyclin-dependent kinase G-2. Gene Ontology annotation, biological process: protein phosphorylation; regulation of mitotic cell cycle. The record is from RefSeq and is a predicted model, not a curated record. Lineage: Eukaryota; Viridiplantae; Streptophyta; Magnoliopsida; Malpighiales; Euphorbiaceae. The coding region runs from base 519 to 2525 and encodes 668 amino acids. The transcript is spliced from 5 exons. Gene Ontology annotation, cellular component: nucleus. Gene Ontology annotation, molecular function: cyclin-dependent protein serine/threonine kinase activity; ATP binding.
CUCAAAAAGCUAUAUUAGAAAUGUUUGAAACGCGCAAACCACUUAGAACGCGUCAAAACAACGAGGAAGUUUUCGUUUCUCCUAUCUUCUGCUUCCUUUAUUUCUCAAUAUCUGCGGCUCUCGCUUGCUAUCGACGUUCCUCUGAAUUUCUCUGCUUUUUCUCUCUGGUAUGGCUUCAGUACUUGUGGCUUGUCAAAGAGAGACGGCCGAAACCACAGAAUUCAUGAUCUAGGGUUUUUAAUUUGAUUGUUGCUUUGAAUCAAUUGUUUUUUUUUGUUCUUUGUUAAUUGCUGGUAUUUGUUGAAUAUUCCAGCUGCUUAUAUUUUCUGUGUUUCCUGAAUCUAAUUUGUGAUAUCUUGUUGAUAAAUUGCUGAUAUCUAGGGGUUUUAUUCGGAUUGAUCAUUAAAAAAAAAAAGGUGGGAAAGCAUUAAAAAAAAAUUAAAAAUAUAUUUUCGGUUGAGUGCUUUAUACAAUUGAUCUUGAAUUUUUAUUGAGAAGAAAUUGUGGUUCUUAUCAAUAUGGCGGCAGGGCGUGUCGAUGUUUCGAGAAGAAGGGGUUGUGAUGGUUACUCCAAUAACUAUUUUGAUCGCUAUAGGAACGGUGCUCAUGGCGUGGAGUUCAAUCGUGGUGUUGAGCAUGGUGUGGUAUAUAAGAAUGGGUACCAUAUUUCCUCAAAUGCGAGGAAAUUUCGUAUUCAAAGAAGUGGACUUAGUUGCAGAGAUGAAGGGAGAGAGUUGGGUGAGUUGCAAAGUGGAAUUGGCCUUGAUCAUUCCUCAGGGUUGGAGGACGGUGAGAUACCAAAGUCUGAUGAUGGGAUUCAGAUGCCACCAGAGAAGAAAAGGAAAUUCUCCCCUAUUAUAUGGGAAAUAGAAGACAAAGUAGCAACCAAAAAUAGAGUUCUCCCAACAAGUCCUGCCUUAUCUAAUGUUACAUCUCCACAGCGAGCUUACUGUCAGGGACCAAACAUUGUUCUAGAUGCAGGUGUUGCAAAGCAUGCUUUCACAGUAAAUCAGCUCCUGGGGUUGGACUGUGUGUCAGAUAAGGCUUGCGUGAUAGGAGGAUUGGUAGAUACUACUGGAUCUGAGCCUAAGUCUCCAGCAAUUUUGUUUCCUAAAAUUCCUGAAGAGAAGCAUAAGGAUGGUAGCCAAGAACAAUUUGAAGGGGAGGGGGAAGAGUUUACUGAGGCGCGGAACAUAUCCAUGUCACGAUGGGCAUCUGACAGUGAUUCUCCAAAGGAUGAAAGUUUGUCUGAUGAUGAAGGCGGACCUGGAGAAAAUAUAUGCAGAAAGGAACCCAGUGCUGAGAGAAUGAAGUUUCAUAGGGAGGCUUUGGAGGGAGAUGGAUUGAGAUCAUCUGGAUCUAGUGAAAGAGAUUGCAGUUCAAGGGGAGAUGUUAAUUUUGGAAGCAAGUUGAAAAAUGUUGAUCUCUUGGAUGCUGAUGGGAUCCAGGACGAAAAUGGUAGUUUUAACCAGUUUGAUCAUGGUUUAGGUUAUGUUGAAGAGUCUGUUGCCUCUACCCAAAGAGGUGUGAAUAUGCUCCAGGGUUGUAGAAGUGUGUAUGAGUAUGAGAAACUUCAUGAAAUUAAUGAAGGUACAUAUGGUAAAGUGUACAAAGCAAUUGAUAAGAAGACUGGGAAACCUGUGGCUUUGAAGAAAGUGAAGAUGGAUGUAGGAGGAGAUAGGAACUUGGAAGAAUAUGGCUUUCCUUUAUCCUCUUUGAGGGAAAUUAACAUUCUUUUGUCUUUUCAUCACCUGUCAAUUGUGAACGUUAAAGAAGUUGUCGUGGAUAGCCAUGACAAUGUUUUCAUGGUGAUGGAAUACAUGGAACAUGACCUCAAGGGGCUUAUGCAGACGAUGAAACAACCCUUUAGUACAAGUGAAAUCAAAUGCUUAAUGCUACAGUUGUUGGAAGGUGUCAAGUAUCUUCACGAUAACUGGGUGCUUCAUAGGGAUUUGAAGACAUCAAACCUUCUUUUGAACAAUCAAGGGGAAUUAAAAAUAUGCGAUUUUGGAAUGUCACGCCAGUAUGGGAGCCCAUUGAAGCCAUAUACAUCUCUUGUGGUUACUUUGUGGUACAGGGCACCCGAGCUUCUGCUGGGGGCAAAGCAAUAUUCAACAGCAAUGGACAUGUGGUCUGUGGGUUGCAUAAUGGCUGAACUGUUGGCCAAGGAACCACUAUUCAGAGGGAAAGGCGAAAUUGAUCAGCUUGGCAAGAUUUUCAGAAUUCUUGGCACACCAAGUGAGACAAUUUGGCCUGGAUUUUCCAAAUUGCCAGGGGCUAAAGCAAAUUUUGUUCGGCAGCCGUAUAAUCUGUUGCGCAACAAGUUUCCUGCCUCAUCUUUCACGGGAUCUCCAGUUCUCUCUGAUUUGGGAUUUGACUUGUUGAACAAGCUUCUAACGUAUGAUCCAGAAAAGCGAAUAACAGCUGAUGCUGCCCUCAACCAUGCUUGGUUUCAUGAGGUUCCUUUACCUAAAUCUAAAGAAUUCAUGCCUACUUUCCCCCCUCAGCAUGCAAAGAAAAGAUAGAAGCCAGACCGCUAGAAGCAUCCUACUAUCUGAGUGAAUGUGUAGACUCUCUGUUAGCUUAUCUUGGGGUGUUUGAAAAGCUCAGAAUUUUCCUGGAGGAGAAUGAGGAAAGUGUCAGGUGUUAUCAGAGACUGGUGGAUUGUAUAUUUUUAAAGAACUAAUGCUUCAAAUCUUCUUGCAGAUGCAUGUCUGUAAUGAUUUUUUAGUCUUCUUUAACUGAAGAUCUUGGCUGUUGACCUUUCCCCUUUUGACAUUCAUCUUUGUGUUCAGGAUUGUGUUUUUCAAAAGAAAGAGAUUGACUCACACAGUCCCAUGGGAGACAUAUCUUUCUUUGUAAUGAUCCUGUAGCCUCCUAGAACUGUAAGGUCUUGGGUGUUGACAGAACUCUUUUGACAUCUACUUUCAGUUCUUCCCAAAGUUGGCUUGAGUUCUAGUUGUAAAUGGUUCGACUUAACUCAUUUUAAUGCUUAAUUUUCUUUUUUGGGGAUUAUCAAACUGCUGUUUCACUAUUUUUUCUUCCAAUAAUUUUUUGUUUGCAAGAGAUACUGUUGUGAGACAACGGAGGAACAUCAAUGAUGCUUUUUCAGUCCAAAGGUCAGAAAGAUUUGCACCUUUGAGGUACACAGUACGUGUUUAAUGCUAACCAAGUAUCUGGUUUUGCUUUGGAGUGCUGUGUGUGAAGUAAAUCUUUGUGUUUUCCAACAUUCCAUGGAUAUUAUCUUGGUGGUAUCUCAUUAACAUUUAAAAAAAAAAAAAGGAGAAAGUAGCAAUGCUUCAUUUAUUGUUGAUUUGAAUAUUUUUUCACGCUAGUCUGAUGAACUUUUAUCAGUAGCUCACAAUUUGUGAGCUUGCUGUUUGGAAGCAGUUGUAAUGAUUUUACCAUUCAAACAAAAUAUACAUAGUUGUGCAUUCCCAGUGUUGAUUUUGUAUCAUUGGCUUUAUUAUAUAUUUAUUUAUUUAUUUUGGUGUUGGGGAUUUGUGUGGUUUGCUCAUCUCUUCAAAUGGUGUAUAGCUUUGAGAAAGGGUUGAGUGUUUCUGUACUCUGUACAUUGUGUGUGUAAGCGUGGUUUUUAUUCUAUUCUGCUUGCAUAAUCAUUUCAUUCAAUAUGAUUUUUAAUUUUACCAUCAACUUGUGAAUGAAAUAUGGGCCCACCUAUGCACCUAACAAUGAUUAUGAGAGUAUGUCACAUUAUCAGCUGGCAAAAAAUAUGUAGUCUUAGGCUGUCACAUUUAUUCUUUUGCUUGCUCUUGUUGGUCUGGUGCAUGGGUUGGCCCAUACACCAGGCGUAUGAUGGAAUUUUGACGAAGGUACUCAGGUCUACGGCCGCAUUGUAGAAUCAGUUGAUCAGCUGGUAUGUAGCUUUUUAGGGUUCCUUGUAAUGGAAAAUGUUGGUAUCCCUUAUAUUUAAAUUUUCGCAUUAUCAUGUUUUAAGUAGGGGUGUAAACUAACUGGCUAACCCCCAACUGCUUAUUCAGUAUCAGUUGUGUUCUCUCUUUCUGGGAAGAAGAACAACAAUCAUGCUUGAAAUGUCCAUUAAUUCACUUUCUGAAUUUUUAUCUCACGUAUUUAUCAGUUCAUUGGGGUGCAUACUUGCAGCUCUGCUUUGUCGAAGUUGAUUAUACUAAGGGACUAGAUUGAAGCCGUGUCAUUGAGACAGCAUGUUACUAAUGCUAAGGAGAUGGCAAGUUGGGAAUAUCCAAUUUGAUUGAUGGGAUCAAUUUUCAUUUAUCUUGCCAUUUUUAUUUGUUUACCAAACUAAGAAAUUUGAUACUAGACAAUUUAAUUACUUUUCUUUGUUACAAACGGAAACAGAAAUGCAAUGGUCAUUAGUUAUAGUUUUAUUCUUUUC